AAAUUGUAAGUCUCCUUGUAUGUUUGUUAAAAUGGCAAAAAGACCAUGCUAUUGAAAGCAUAAAUGUAUUGGCAAUAAUUUGUUGUUGAUCUAAUACAGGUUCUAGUGCUGGUUGAACAUGCUGCUACAGCAAGUGCAGCAGAUCUUUAUUCUAGCCUUGUGAAAGAUCUAUCUAUCGCCCAUGUGAGGUGUCACCUCAAAGUUUUUAUGGACGUUUUUCUCAUGAUGCCUUGUAACUUCUUGGACAGGUGGAAAGAAAGGGCCAUUCUGGGAGAUGAAUUCUGCCCGGCGCUUCGGUGUGUGGUAAGUGCAACAAUAUUCCGUGCUUUCUAA
Messenger RNA from Gryllus bimaculatus (two-spotted cricket), 333 nucleotides. NCBI's taxonomy places the organism in Eukaryota, Metazoa, Arthropoda, Insecta, Orthoptera, Gryllidae. The record is from the annotation of a GenBank genome assembly.